GCCGCAUCAGCCGCGGCAUACGGCUGCUGCUGCGGCAUAACCUGAGCGCUAAGAGGCGAAGAGCUGAUGCUGCAGCAGCCGAUGCGGACGCGCACGCCUGCCGUUUGCCUCGCCGGCGCUCGACCGGCAGCGGCUGCGCUCACCAGCACGCAUCGCGCAUGCCAGCAGCUUCCGAACAUCCCCUGGGGCAGUACCGCCUUGGAGUGGAGCGAGGCCGACGUCGGUGCAGCUCUGCAGGGCCCAGCUUCCCACGCGACGGCAGCUCGUACCACCCUCACGCCGCCGUCGCCCCGCCCAUUCGCAUCUUGCCGCGGCCAGCCAAAAUACUCGGCUCGCGACAGGCCUCUGCCGCGCAGAGUCUGCGACGCACGAGGGAGGUGAAGAGAGUGUGUUUUAGGACACGCGGCUGGGUAACGAGUAUGCGCGCGCGCGGCGAAGGCCGGGCGUCGUGGAGCGACGGCGUAGGGACAGAGAGAUCGUACAGCGAGAGAGUCGAGCAAUCAAGGAGCGAGAGUGUCGAGUAAGGCAUGGCACCGUCUGAGAUGCUUGCGGGCACC
Tilletiopsis washingtonensis is the source of this 557-nucleotide messenger RNA. RefSeq lists its product as hypothetical. The transcript has a single exon. The coding region runs from base 159 to 524 and encodes 121 amino acids. Lineage: Eukaryota; Fungi; Basidiomycota; Exobasidiomycetes; Entylomatales. The record is from RefSeq and is a predicted model, not a curated record.